Molecule: messenger RNA, 1293 nt
Organism: Alternaria hordeiaustralica
Lineage: Eukaryota; Fungi; Ascomycota; Dothideomycetes; Pleosporales; Pleosporaceae
Exons: 1
Coding region: 1-1293 (430 amino acids)
Source: RefSeq, a predicted model, not a curated record
AUGUCCGACACCAACACCCAUGCACUAUGCUACUUCAUGGAGCUUCCGACUGAGUUGCGCCUCAAGAUUUACCGCUACGUUCUUCCUGAGGUCGUUGAACCCAACUAUCAAUCCCAAGUUCGUGCCGCUUCUAUUCUACGAGUUAAUCAUAAGGUCAAUCAAGAGGCUUCUUCUGUGUUGUAUGGAGAGACUCAAUUUCAUGCGUACAUAUCGCAAGAUACCAUCCAGCUACAAAAUAAGUUAUGGUGGCGGCGUACGGAGUCCAGAAGCCUCUCUAUGAUAUUUUCACCGUCAGCCAGAUCCAUCCGCCAUCUUACCGUCCACGUCAAUCUUCGGAGAUGGUCCGAUGCUCAUUCUGAUCUGUAUGGAAGGGGCAUCAGUGGUGAUGAAUACGAAGCCUAUAAGGCGAGGGAUAGCGUGCGGAAAUUUAUCAACUUCUUUACAUCAGGAAAUACUUCGCUGAAGUGGCUGGAAGUUAGGCCCACUCUGGUAAACUACUGCAGAUGGUCUGAGGAAGACAUUAUCGCGGAGGUCUUUGUGGUUAUAGGACCUUUCGAAGCGCUGAGCAACAUCAAAACAGCAACAUUGGUGGCCCUAAAUUACACAAAUUGCGGUAGACUUGGUACCGAGCGUCACUCAGCCAUCGCUAGCCUCCAUACCAAUCAGCUUUACGGUCGACUUCGAGAGGAGUGGCUCUCUUCCAUCACAGAGUCCAAGCCAGCCCCGGGACCCACGGACAACGAGCAGGGAAAGGUUGCGUACGGCGUUAUCGAAGAAGUUCUUCAACUGAUAUAUCGGGCAAUGCCAUAUGCGGUGCGAGGUACUUACAGUUCGAUCCAUCGCCGCUUGGAUGGCCUCGAGCUCCCGUUUCACUCCGCCCGCGUUGCCUACGAAAACGGCGAUGUCGAGACUUUGGUAGCAAUCAGAGAAGCCAUCAGGGGGGAAUGGGUCAAAUUACAACCCCGGCUGUCGUGCGAAGCAUCUGCCAUCUCGCAGUCAAUCUACGACAUGUUCAAGACUAAGGAUAUCGCAGAACUGUCCGAGUCAAAUCCACGCGUUGUGCCAGCAGAGACUAAGACGUCAAGUCCCGUUUCUACGAUGAAUGAGCUAAUGGACUGGGACUGGUCGGAAGUUAAAUGCGGGGUCCCCAAGCACGGUGAACCUGGCGUUACCAUUAAGGAGGAUAGUUGGAGGAUCUACAUCUACAAGGGCGAUAAAAUGUGGACGCGUCUGAAGACACCGCAGGCGGUACGCGAAGCAAAGGAACGAGGCAGAAGCGAUGACAUACUUUGA